Sphaeramia orbicularis (orbiculate cardinalfish) is the source of this 1902-nucleotide messenger RNA. RefSeq names its product forkhead box protein M1-like. Gene Ontology annotation, biological process: G2/M transition of mitotic cell cycle; regulation of transcription by RNA polymerase II; regulation of cell population proliferation. NCBI's taxonomy places the organism in Eukaryota, Metazoa, Chordata, Actinopteri, Kurtiformes, Apogonidae. The transcript is spliced from 8 exons. Gene Ontology annotation, molecular function: RNA polymerase II transcription regulatory region sequence-specific DNA binding; DNA-binding transcription factor activity. Bases 1 to 1902 code for a protein of 633 amino acids. Gene Ontology annotation, cellular component: nucleus. The record is from RefSeq and is a predicted model, not a curated record.
AUGACCAGCAAACAACUGACUCACUCAAUCAAUCUGGAGCAUCAGUCUCUAAAGAUCCUCCAAAAUCAGCUUCCAAUCAAUGCUUCCCUGAUGGUAUUUGUUUAUGGGUCAUCCUUCCAUGUCUGCUGCACAGGUGGACAGUGGAUCAUCAGUGUUAUUGUGGCCCUCACUGACAGUGCCAAGGACACAGAACGUGGUGUUCAAGGACCAAGAGUGAGAGCAGCAGUUGUAACAGCCAAAGUGAGUGACAUCUCUAUGAGGAGUACAGCAGGACAGCCAGCACAAGGUGAAACUUUGAACAACUUCCCAGAUGUUAAACCUGUGACUACAAUGAAAUCAUUUACGAUGAUUAGAUAUUUUAAUGGUCCCUUAAAUGACAGCCUAUCAGAUAUUCAGUGGCUGGCAGACAUGUCCACAUCCUCCUUUGAACCAGAUCCUCCUACACCUGUGGUCAACAAGGAGAACCCAAACUGUAAUUCACAGAUCUUACAGACUCACAAUACACAACCUAAUCCAGAGGGUGUUCUUAAACAGCCUGGGUCUCAGAGACCACCAUAUUCCUACAUGGCUAUGAUCCAGUUUGCUAUCAACAGCAGAAGAAAUAGGAGGAUGGUGCUGAAAGACAUUUACACAUGGAUCGAGGAUCACUUUCCCUACUUCAGAGAUGUGGCCAAAAAAGGAUGGAAGAAUUCUGUCCGUCAUAACCUCUCUCUACAUGAUAUGUUUGUUCGUGAAACAUCACCAGAUGGUAAAGUUUCAUUCUGGACCAUCCGGCCUGAGGUUAAUCGGUUCCUCACUCUUGAUCAGGUAUAUAAACCUGACUGUGACCCAACAACUGCUCCUGGUCCUGUGUCAGUGCCUCUGUUUCCAGACCAACAACAGAAAAGUAUGGUUCCUGAUUCGAAGAAAACGCCAACAGGCUCUGAGGGAAGAGUGAAACCCCGUCUCUCUCGCACCGAUUCCUACUUGGUGCCGAUCCAACUCCCUGUGGCCUCGUUUGUCCUGAUGCCGCCUUCCUCAUCCAGCCAGUUUACACCCUCUUCUUCUCAGCAGAAACGUAACAUUUUUCGUGGAACCAAGAGAGUGCGGAUCGCUCCUAAGGUGACACAAGUUGAUGUUCCAUCGGUGGUCAUUCAACAAGACAAAAAAAUCAGAAUAGAGGGGAAGGAGGAGCCGAUAUCUGUUCAAGUAAAAUGUGAAACUUCCAAAGCCCCAUCGAAGAGAGCAGCCAGCAGCUCUGGAUGUAAACAGCACUUGGUGCACUCUCUACAUGAGGAACCCCUCCUCCUGUGCCCCAGUAAUAGCUUCUCUGACUCUGGUGUAGCUUCUGAUGCUUCAGCCUUCCGUGACAUGCACAAUGCUGAGCUGGAUCGACGUGAGCGCCCCGGCCCUGAGCACGAGUUCUCCUUUAAGACCCCUAUAAAAAGUAGCAGCCACCUGACCUCAUCCACUCCCAGUAAGCCUCCCUCUAACAUAUUACCUGAGCUAUGGAAGGUGACGCCAGUGGGCAAAGGGAGCCAAAGUGUUCUGGACUUCAGCCCCAUUCACACACCAAGUGGUCCCACAGUCAGCCCUCGACGUCACUACACCACCCUCAGCUUCAGCAGCACUCCGUUUAAAGAUUUGCCCUUAUUUAAUUCUCCCAAAGAGCUGCUCACAUCCACUCCCUGCACAGUGGCCGGACCAGCACACCCUCCUGUGGAAUGUCUACGUGGUGGCUGCUCCAUACAACUGCCUAAUGCUGGAGGGAACACGCCCAUGAACCGCUCACUCACAGAGGAACUUAGUCUGGAUAUGAAUGAGAGCUUCAUGAAGAUGUUCAUGGACCAAAGCUUCUCUGGUUUGGUUGAGGACGUCGAUAUUGCCAACAUCAGCUGCUCAGAGUUCAUCGCUCAACUGUAG